Messenger RNA from Rhodofomes roseus, 1344 nucleotides. RefSeq lists its product as uncharacterized. The record is from RefSeq and is a predicted model, not a curated record. Gene Ontology annotation, molecular function: protein binding. The transcript has 2 exons. Lineage: Eukaryota; Fungi; Basidiomycota; Agaricomycetes; Polyporales; Fomitopsidaceae. Bases 1 to 1344 code for a protein of 447 amino acids.
AUGCCAGAAAGCGUCUGCAACGUAUGUGAUUUGCCGUACGAUGUGCUGUUCGAACUCUUUCGCUACAUGUCUGCGGUGGAUGCCACCGCCCUGCUCAGUACGUGCAGGGACGCCCGGAAACACAUCCAGGAUGCAUCGAUCUGGCAGCGAUUCUGCAGUCGGUAUGGCCUGCGAAGCGUAGUCAACUUCGGUGGACUGUCCUUCUACGCAGUCUACACGCAGCUGCUGCAUCCAUAUGGCCCCCUUCUCGGCCUUUGGGCAGGCGACUACCCAUACCGAGGAAACAUCAUCGACUUUCGGCUCAUCCCCGGCGACGACCACGAACAAGGAGGCAUCAUCGGUGAAGUCUGGCGGUUUCCGCAGGAGCCCACCCGCUAUCCUGUUUCACCGAGCUACGUUCGCGCUCUGAAGAUUGGUUUCGAUGGGCCCUUCGUACCUUCUCCCACCGCAAAAGCAGCGCAAUCACCGUCUCCGCACAAUGUCUCGCCCAAAGCGCGCGUGUGUUGCAGCGUUCUGCCACCGGUCGACCAUGCGCACUGGCAUUCGACAUACCUUGAGGUCGUUCCCCCCAGUAGCUAUGGCUACUUAUUGCAAGGCUAUCGCCGACCCUACCCCCACCCCGACUUUCCUCCGCAGGACGCGUCGUGGUACGACUCACAGCGUGGCCUUCCUCGUCUGAAUCCAUCGAUCCCUGUCCUCGUCGAUCAGCGCGAGCUUGUUCGGAUCUAUCCCGCCGUUCGCCUCCCCAUUAUCUUCGCAUCUACGACACCGCACCUGAAGCCUGCAGCAAUUUCAAUACACUGCUCGGGUGGCGAUGACCGAUGUACGCAGAUGUACCAGCCAGCACUACCGUUCGAUGAUCUAUCGACCGCUCCGCCGCGUUACUACCCUCUCAUUCGAGACAUCCGCUCGGGUAUUGACCCGAGGGACGUAGGGUGGAAAUUCGAGUCCCUAGAGGGACUUUGGCUUGGGGCCAUGGGUCGUUAUGGGACGGAGGUGCUGCACUUGACCUGGCAUCGAGAGCAGGAGGAGUUACGUGCGAUCAAAAUCACUGGGGACGCGAACGUACCAAGGGGCGCCCAUUCCUGGACGUUGCACACAUCCCACGACCCACUUUCUCCGCCGACUCCCAUGCCAGCAGGGUGGACAAGCGAGCUGCCUGGUGGAUGCCUCAUGUACACAGGCAUCGGUACGAUCAGCGAGCGCGGAUAUCCGUUCGGUGUUCCUGUUCCACUCAGCAUCGCCAUCGUCAACACGGACGAAAUCCGCAUUUUCUGGGAUCAAAUCAACGACACGCGCAUCUACAUGCGCUACAAGGACCGCGAAAAUGUCGCUGGACAAUGA